Molecule: messenger RNA, 1620 nt
Organism: Coregonus clupeaformis (lake whitefish)
Lineage: Eukaryota; Metazoa; Chordata; Actinopteri; Salmoniformes; Salmonidae
Product: regulating synaptic membrane exocytosis protein 2-like
Exons: 16
Coding region: 1-1620 (539 amino acids)
Biological process (GO): regulation of synaptic plasticity; calcium ion-regulated exocytosis of neurotransmitter; regulation of membrane potential
Cellular component (GO): cytoskeleton of presynaptic active zone; presynaptic membrane
Molecular function (GO): small GTPase binding; transmembrane transporter binding
Source: RefSeq, a predicted model, not a curated record
AUGGAGGGUCCUGAGAGCUGGGAGGGAGGAAUCGCUACCACGCCGGAGUGGGACACCAGCUGUGAGGAGUGGGAGAUAGAGAGAUGCAGGGACAGUCAAAGGGGAAAAAGAAAAACUAUUGAGCAGGCAUUUUUGUCCGACUCAACACACAACACCUUAACUGAGAGGCAAAAGAAAAUUGUGCGCUUUGGGGGCCACUCAUUGGAAGAGGACGCAGAAUGGUGCGAACCCCAGGUUAAAGACUCUGGCGUUGAUACGUGCAGUAGCACUACCCUAAACGAGGAGAAUCAGCAUAGCUAUAGUGAGAAGCAUCCGGUGACAUGGCAGCCCUCCAAAGAUGGGGACCGCCUAAUAGGGCGGAUUCUGCUCAACAAGCGGAUGAAGGAUGGAAGUGUACCUCGAGACUCAGGAGCACUGCUGGGGCUGAAGGUGGUGGGUGGAAAGAUGACAGAAUCUGGUAGACUUUGUGCUUUUAUCACUAAAGUGAGGAAAGGAAGUCUAGCCGACACUGUUGGACACCUCAGACCAGGCGACCAGGUGCUGGAGUGGAACGGGAGGUUUUUACAAGGAGCCACAUUUAAAGAAGUUUACAAUAUCAUUCUAGAAUCAAAGCCAGAACCCCAGGUGGAACUGGUGGUCUCAAGGCCCAUAGGAGAUAUUCCUCGAAUACCAGACAGCACACAUGCACAACUGGAAUCAAGUUCGAGUUCCUUUGAGUCUCAGAAGAUGGAUCGCCCCUCCAUCUCUGUCACGUCUCCCAUGAGUCCCGGGAUGCUGCGGGACGCCCCACAGUACCUGUCAGGACAGCUCUCAGUCAAACUGUGGUAUGACAAAGUGGGCCAUCAGCUAAUAGUCACCAUCCUGGGAGCCAAGGACCUGCCUUCUAGGGAAGAUGGUCGCCCUAGGAACCCCUACGUCAAAAUCUACUUCCUCCCUGACAGAAGCGACAAAAGCAAGAGGAGAACAAAAACGGUAAAGAAAUCCUUAGAGCCCAAAUGGAACCAGACCUUUAUGUAUUCUCCUGUGCACCGGCGGGAGUUCCGUGAGCGCAUGUUGGAGAUCACGCUGUGGGACCAGGCCAGGGUCAGGGAGGAGGAAAGCGAGUUCCUGGGAGAGAUCCUGAUAGAGCUGGAGACAGCCCUGCUGGAUGAUGAGCCUCACUGGUACAAGCUGCAGACCCACGACGUGUCCUCCAUGCCCCUACCCCGCGCCUCGCCCAACCCCCAGCGCAGACAGCUCCACGGAGAGAGCCCCACGCGGAGGCUACCCAUACAGAGAUCUCAGAGAAUCAGCGACAGUGAGAUCUCUGACUAUGACUGUGAAGAUGGUGUUGGUGUUGUGUCAGACUACCGGCAGAACGGCAGGGACCUAAUAUGCCCUCCACAGAGCAGAAGUCUGGACCCCGGCUAUGACAUUGACCCCGCGUCGUCUCAGUACAGCUCCUCCAGUAGAGUGGACCGGCGCAGUGUGUCCGAUGACCACCACUCACCUGACAGCCGCAACCACCGCAUAUCCAACAUCAGUCGAGAAGAGGCAGUCCCAGGUUACUGCGCUCCACUAGGAUGUCUCGAGCCCACUCUGAGGGCGGCGUGCUCUUUCCUCUGCUUCCUUCGACUAUGA